Messenger RNA from Rotaria sp. Silwood2, 453 nucleotides. Lineage: Eukaryota; Metazoa; Rotifera; Eurotatoria; Philodinida; Philodinidae. The record is from the annotation of a GenBank genome assembly.
AUGGAAGAUAAGCCAACUGCUCUAUCAUACUAUCAAAAAGCGCUCGAAAUUCGAGAACUUUCACUCCCUUCAAAGCAUCCAGAUGUAGCUAAUAGUUAUAAUAAUCUUGGUACUAUAUACAGUUCUAUGGGAAACAAACAAAAAACUUUAUCAUCUUAUGAAAAAUCACUCGAAAUCAAACGAACUUGUCUUCCUGAAAACCAUCCAUCGCUUGUUACUACAUACAAUAAUAUUGGUUUAGUUCAUCAACCCAUGAAUGAUUACUCUACUGCACUUUCUUUUCAUCGAAAAGCAUAUGAAACUUGUGACAAAAACCCUCAACUCAGUCAGUCUGAUGAAACAGCUACGACUUAUAACAAAAUUGGAUCAGUACAUCAUUCAAUGAAAGAGUAUUCUACUGCUCUUUCGUUUUUAGAAAAAGCGCUCGAAAUACAAAGUAAAUCUCCUACGUAA